UCCAAGUGCAGUCACACUUUUUGAAAAUAACAAUUUGUAAAUAUUUUAAUUUAUUUACGCUCAUAAAAUGAAGUCCGAAAAGUUAAAGAGAAACUUUUGGGUAUCCGCCGAAAUCGAGUGCAUGCUCAAUUUGAUAAAGGAGGUCAAUAAUUGCCAGGGCGCUCUGUCCACGAGCACGACGCAAUACACAUUUAUACAAAUUGCCAAUCAAAUGAAAAAACAUGGGUUUCCAAACAAGUCGCCCACGCAAAUAAGACGGAAAUGGUUUCAAAUGAAAAGCGCCUAUCUGUGCUACAAAAAGGGCAAUGUCGACCGGCUGUUUCUGAUACCCGAAAAGUUCCGAAAUGUUAUAGCCCAGUUUGUGGAGAGCGGUGAGAAAAUUGGUCGUUCCAAUCUUUCGACCAUCUCGACAGGAAACCCGGCCAUACAUCAGCAAGAAUCUAUUUCCGAGGAAGAUACCUCCAUUACGGAUAAAUUUAUGAAACAAAUCAGAAGAAACAACAAAAGUGUGCUCCUGGAGUUCGCCAAGCUGGAGGAGUCUCUGUUGGAAUACGAGCACAAGUGUCAAUUUAUCCGAGACAAAAAUAUUAUAAAGCAGCUUGAAGUUAAUUAGUCUAUAAUAAACAAUUGUAUUUAAUUCAUAUUGUAUUUAGGUCCACAAUUUAGCAUUUACAAAUUUAUUUUACAUAAUUAAACGAAAUAAACACAA
Messenger RNA from Drosophila kikkawai, 709 nucleotides. RefSeq lists its product as uncharacterized. The record is from RefSeq and is a predicted model, not a curated record. NCBI's taxonomy places the organism in Eukaryota, Metazoa, Arthropoda, Insecta, Diptera, Drosophilidae.